AUGGCAGAUGUUUUAGGAACGCUUGGCUUCACUCAGGACUUUGCAGAUGGUCUCGUGGAACAUGAUGAUUUUGAACUGCUGACAAAUGCCGUUCGGAAUGAGCGAAACACCCAAGACAUCUUGGAGUACAAACACGAUUUAGUAGAACGGGUGCAGCAACGCCUCGAAGAUCAGAUUGCGAGGGUGGAGAGUUGGAAGGAAGCCAGCAAAAGCAAUAGACUGCCCGAGGACGACGUGGAUUUGUCGGUGCCCAUCCUCUGCUGCACGCUUAACAUCAACCGAUUCAGGUUUCUACUCAAAGCCUAUUGGCGUGCAAGACUACAGAAAAUUGAGCGCUUUGCAACCCUUAUCCUUGAUAACAACGAGCUGCAGCGAAACUGCUCUCCAAAAGAACUCAACCACUGCCUGCAGUACUUUGUGGCGGUGGGCAAGUGCCUCAAAGAGGUGGUGCUGGCUCGCCUGCCUGAGGAGUUCCAGACGUUGGUUCAGGAGUCCCAGCUCACCGACACGCGCGAUAUGAUUCCCACGCCGCGUCUUGACCGCUGCGUCUUCGUGAAGCUGCUCAAGGACGCCGGGCAUGUCGCAGUGGAUGCGGAGGGUCAACAGCUGGUGGACAUGAAAGCCGGUGACAUUUAUAUCAUCCAGUAUAAUCUCGUUCAGCGCCUCGUCCAGCAGGAUAUUGCCGUUCUUAUCUAG
Messenger RNA from Volvox carteri f. nagariensis, 696 nucleotides. RefSeq lists its product as uncharacterized. Lineage: Eukaryota; Viridiplantae; Chlorophyta; Chlorophyceae; Chlamydomonadales; Volvocaceae. Gene Ontology annotation, biological process: double-strand break repair via break-induced replication; DNA-templated DNA replication. Bases 1 to 696 code for a protein of 231 amino acids. The transcript is spliced from 7 exons. Gene Ontology annotation, cellular component: GINS complex. The record is from RefSeq and is a predicted model, not a curated record.